Molecule: messenger RNA, 795 nt
Organism: Effrenium voratum
Lineage: Eukaryota; Dinophyceae; Suessiales; Symbiodiniaceae
Source: the annotation of a GenBank genome assembly
AUGGAUCAGGUGAGUGCUUACGCUCCGCUUCUCAUCAACGCGGCAAAAGCCGUCGUUGUCCUGAUCAUAGGUUGGAUAGUCGCAGGUAUGCUGUCCGGACUGGUGCGGCGACGGAUUGUCAGCCACCCUCAGAUCGACGACACGAUUGGCGGUUUUGCCGCGUCGAUCGUUCGCUGGCUGGUCCUGCUGAUCACUUUGAUAGCUGUCCUGCAGUUGUUCGGCAUCGAGGCGACCAGCCUGGUCGCGGUGCUCGGCGCCGGUACGCUGGCGAUCGGCUUGGCGUUGCAGGGAACCUUGAGUGACGUCGCGGCCGGGGUGAUGCUGAUCAUCUUCCGGCCCUACAGGAUCGGCCAGUUUGUCGACGUUGGCGGAACCUCCGGCACGGUGAAGGAUCUCAACAUCUUCGUGACCGAACUCGUGACACCGGACAAUGUCCAGAUCAUCAUGCCGAACGGCCAGGCAUGGGGGUCGGUCGUGACCAACUAUUCGGCACAUGACACGAGGCGGCUGGACCUCACCUUUGGCAUCGACUACGGCGACGACGUCGACAAGGCGAUCCAGAUCAUCCUGGAUGUCGCCAAUGCGGACGAGCGCGUACACAAGGACCCGGAGGCGUGGGUGCGCGUGACCAAUCUCGGUGACAGCUCGGUCGAUCUGGGCGUGCGUUUGUGGUGUGCCGCCGAAAACUACUGGGAACUGAAGUUCCACAUGCUCAAGGCGGUCAAGGAAGCGUUCGACGCCGGGGGCAUCUCUAUCCCCUAUCCGCAUUCGGUCGAAAUUCAAAAGGCGGGAUAA